This is a messenger RNA of Pogonomyrmex barbatus (red harvester ant), 791 nucleotides long. RefSeq lists its product as uncharacterized. The record is from RefSeq and is a predicted model, not a curated record. NCBI's taxonomy places the organism in Eukaryota, Metazoa, Arthropoda, Insecta, Hymenoptera, Formicidae.
AAAGGGAGGAUUAACCGUGAUAAGUUUGUCAAACUUUUCACGGAUGCGAUCAGUCUUCCAUUGAACGAUCCGCACGCAAUGUACUUCUCCAUCAUUCUUUUGUACGAACGCUUCACACGCAAUGUAUUCUGCCAAAGGAAGCAUCUUACCGUACGAUGGCGAAACAAAGAAACACUAGAGCGUCGCGCGGUGCGCCUACUGAGCAGACAUUACACUCUGACGGCCACGGACUACAAGUUUUUGGAAAUUGGAAUCAACGUUGGUGCACCGAGCUACGUAGAAAUCGCUCUGGGAGAUCAUCAGGGACAAGAACUGAUACUGUCUCUUAAAAUGUGGAAGGGACUCUACGAGCAGCGAUGGAAUAUCUAUAAAUUGCUUCAAAACGAUUACAAAAACAAUUUUAUAAGCAUAUUCAUACCGUUAACCGUCAGAAUUUGCUUGAUGAACAUUACACUGAUACACCUUGAACCUUUAAACGUACGCAUAACGAUGAUCGAAUCGACAUUACGCCAUAUGUUUGAUCUCGACAGAUGUAAUGUUCAAUUGACUAGUUAGAUUCGUCGAUACGAUCAAUGCCAAGUAUAUGCGAUUCUCCAUCAUCGCGUCUGUUGUAACAGAAUCUGAGGAGGUACGUGAUAGGCAAAAGUGAUAUUUUCGAUAGACGUCAACUCGUUGAUUGCGAGCUGUUAACUUUUAGUGUAUAAGAAGAAAAAGUGUGAAUAAAGAAAUUUCACGCUUAAAUCAUAAUGUAUUCAAAAUUGUUUAAAAAUAAACAUAUGUGAUAUACAAAA